This is a messenger RNA of Tigriopus californicus, 1675 nucleotides long. RefSeq names its product transmembrane protein 192-like. NCBI's taxonomy places the organism in Eukaryota, Metazoa, Arthropoda, Copepoda, Harpacticoida, Harpacticidae. The record is from RefSeq and is a predicted model, not a curated record. Gene Ontology annotation, cellular component: lysosomal membrane; late endosome. The transcript is spliced from 3 exons. The coding region runs from base 435 to 1373 and encodes 312 amino acids.
CUGAGAAGUGGUUUGGGGUGGAUUUGAGACUGGAAAUUCUCCUUUUGUCCCGCUGAAGCCAGAUAGAUUUGCCGACGACUGACAGACUAGACCGACGCCUUAGCCCUUGCCCCCUGCCCUGGCCCCAGCUCUAAAGCUCUAAAGGCUCUAAAGUCAGGGCCACGACGACCACCUCAAGAACACACGAACACGGGAGAGUUGAGCUGGAAACUGGAGACUGGAGACUGGAGAGCCAGGCACGACUGACCAACGUUCGUUGGGUCAAAGCCAAAGCCAAAGGUGUGGAUCGUAAAGAGGAUCGGAUGGAUCGGAUUCAUGGACUUGGCUGACUGACUGAUUGUGCGCCUCUGACUCCUGCCUCCUCCAUUAUCUCCAUUAUUGACUCGACUCCACGCCCAUCCACGGGCUGGCUGACUUCCAAUUGAUUGGUCAUCAUGGCGUCGUCCACGGAUCGACGGGUCUUGAUCGAUGCCACGGAUGACCAAGACCAUCGCCAGGAGGUUCGGGAGGUUCGGGAUGGGGCUGAGCGGAUCCCUGUGGCCAGGGGCACGCCUGGCACUGGAGGCGGGGCCGGUCCGCCGCCUCCGACCCAUCUGUCGUCGGUGUUCUCGCAUUUCGUGCGGCUGAGCACGUUGCCGGCCACGGCCGUGGCCAUCAUGGCCAAUGCCAUCAUGAUCGUGUUGGUGUUCCUGUUGCCCAUCCUGUGCCAAGGUCGCCCAUCGGACACGAAGCCCUUGGAGUUGUGCCGAUUGGAGCCGUUUUCCAUCCUGGUGUACACGCACGCGGCUCAUUGGCUGAUCCACUUGAUCGUGGAUCAGUUCCUCAAGAAGGAGCACAAGAAAUCGCGAUUGCGCGGAUACAUCGCAUUCUACCUCCAAACGAAAAAUAUUCGCCGGACGCCGUUCUACUUGGUCUCCAUCGGUAAUGCCGUACUCCUCAUCACGGUCACGGCGCUCCACGACUACUGCGAUCCCGACCAGUGUCCCGACAAGAUGAUGAAAGUCGACUACCUCCGCGGUCUGAUCACGCUCGAAUGUUUGAUCAUCAUCUGUCUGUGGUUCAACUACAUCAUCAACGUCCGCGAAUUCCACGCCCAACGCCCUGUACCCGACGUCCUGAGUCCGGACGCCAUGCGUCAUUUGCUCGUGGAUGAAGCUUCGGCCGGUCCGAGCACCGACUAUGACGACAGUUUGUUCGGCGGAACCACGGCCGCCUAUGGGUCCCCGCCCGAACGCGACGAGAUCCUCGAGAAGCAGGCCGAGCUCAUUCGAUAUUUGCGCUCGCACAUUGCGGCACAAAACGAGAAGCUGCUGGCUUUGUCUCAACAGAUUCCGUUAGGCGGUUCGAUGUCCGACGAGCUAGCCGAUGCUUGAGACUAGCCACGCAUCAAAUGACCGUCCGUGUCCCGUGUCCCUUUUAACCCGUGAAAUACGUUAGUUGUCAGACCUUGAAAAAAGUACACGCUUGGGUGGUUGUUCUUUCGUUGGUCCCAUAUUUGCCAGGAUGUCGAUUGUUGAUCCAUUUGCGACACGACCUACUUCUCUCUCGAUUCCUCUACGCCGACCCCGGAUGAUGAUAUUUUUUACAGAUUGUUUUUCUCGUGUCCAACAAUGCAACAGGAAUUCUUCAAAGAAAUUUUAUAUCAAAUAAAUAUUAUACUUUAUGAACUUCUGAA